AUGCGGUUAAUUAGCCACUUAACCCAAUUUUUUAUUUUUUUAAACUUGAUAUCUUUUAUCGAUUUUUCUUUGAGCUCGAAAUCGAAAAAGAGUUCAACUUCGUCGUCGUCGUCGCGGGAUUUCUUGGAAAAGGAAGGUAAACAAUGGUCGAAAGUGUCCUGCAAAAACAUCAAAAAAGAUCACAUCAUGAAACUUAGAGCCAAGAAAUCAACUGACCAGCUAAUGUCUUGCCUUAUAAAGGCUUUGAAAGAGUCAAAUGAUGCCUUUUUAUGGAGUGUUCUUGGGGAGUCAUAUCAGAAAUUACAAGCUAACACUAAAGCAGCGAACACAUGCUUCAAGGAAGCUUUAAAGCGAGGGGGAAAAUUGUCAAAAUUUAUACCGAAGUGGCACUUCAUUGGACCAUUUGUUAUUGGCAAGGGAGAGGUCGAUGGAGAUCCUGUGGAGGAGUAUGGUGGGAUCAAGAAUAUCUCACAGUACAGAUGGGAUAAAAAAUUUUUUCUGUAUUCGGAGCUGGUGCCUGGAGGAGAGAUAAAGUGGAUGGAAGUCAAUCAAAAAACAGGUGCCGAACCGGUAGCUGUCGCACCACCUGUAAACUGGAAUGAUUUAGUGAUGUCCUUACAAUCAAUGGGAAUAACUGAAUGGCAGGGAUGGGUCCUAGGAGAUUUUUUUGUCAAUGAAGAUGAUGCCACAGUACUGGUGCAAUGCCUUGGAGUGCAUACUGUAUAUAUUGAUGAUUCUAUCUUGACAGGAGAUGUGUACAGAAGAGAUCAGUUUUGGUGAGAUAGCUGGUAUUUUAUUAUUAUGUUAUUGUGAACCCUAAAUUCUCCUUACAGCAUCACUGUUGAACAAGCAUCGCAGGGUAAUGAGAAAAAAGGAAAUGAUCACUAACUAAAAUAGCAACUGGUUAUUAACCCUUUACACUUAACUUCAGUAUGCAUAUUCUCCUUACUGUUCUCUAAACAUUUUCUAAGUGCUGACAAGGAGAAUUUGUUUAACAAUCAAGAGCUUCUUUAGUUGGUGAUCAUUUCCUUUAUUCUUGUGACCAUAAUGUUUUCUUCAAGUUGAUAAUGUAAGGAGAAAUUAGAUACUUGUCACUCCUAGGGGUUAAAACUGUAUAUGAAAUGAAUGGAGAACAGUUUUGAGAAUGUGCUUAUAGAUGUUGAGGUUAAAUGGUUUAAUCUGCUCUUAAUCAUUUAAAAAAGACUUAAGAAUGAUUUUAAGCAUAAACAAACUCUGUUUCACCAUCAUCACUAUCGUAAGCAGACACUGUUUCAACAUCAUAACCAUCAUAACCAUCAUUAGCAAAGUAUUUAGAUCUCAAGUUAACCCUUUAACUCCCAUGAGUGAUGAAGACAGAAUUUCUCCUAACAGUAUCAAUACAAUAUUAAGCAGACAAGUAGUGAGAAUAAAGAAAUAUAUCAGUUUGGGGAUAAUUGGUAGAUCCAAUGCUGAAUUCUCUGAACUAACAUCAAAAGAAUUGUAUGGUUGACAGUAAAGAGAAUUACAAAUUUGAUCUGGGAGUUGAAGGGUUAAAUGUCCCAUAUAAAUAUGGUAUUACCGUUUUUCAACAUACAAAUUCUUCAUUUUCAUUGUUUUGCUAAAGAAAUAAUUUUUAUAGUUAGACAAGACAAAGUGGAAGUUAUUUUAGAGCUCUGUAGUAGUUUCAGUGCCACAUGGUAAUGUCAGUUUUAAUUUUACUUACCACAUUUUACUCUCAGUGUGUGCUUUCCUCUAGUUUUAACCCUUCAACUCCUAUGUGUGACCAAGAAAGAAUUUCUCCUUACAAUAUCGAUACAAAAUCAAGCAGACAAGUGAUGAGAAUAAAGAAAAAUAUAAAUUAGGAGAUUAUUAGUUGAUCCAAUACCAAAUUCUCCAAACCAACAUCACAAGAACUAUAUGGCAGAUAGUAAGGUGAAUUACUAGUGAGAUCUUGGGAGGUAAAGGGUUAACUCAAAGUUAGUCUGAGAAGUGGGUUUAAUUUUGAAUUAAUGUGGCUGAGAUCUGACACUCUUCCAUUCUUCUGUAGGUCAUCUAUUAAACUAUCUCGUGGAAUACAUACCCUAAAGCUUCGUCUCAGGACCAAGGGAUCCAUUGCAUUCACAUAUACUAUUAAACUUUUAGAGACAAAACAAACAUUCCAAGUUUUAUCUCCUUCGUUUUUACCUGAUCUUGUUGAUGGAAAGCUCUUCUCAACAUUUAUCUCAAUUCCCAUUAACAAUUUACAUAGCUCUAAUUGGCUAAAAGUGACCAAAGUUUCUACAGUGAAAGAAUCUUCUUCGAAUCCCCAGUUUUCUGUGAGGCUGACAGCUGACGACAAAGCUUUUGCUAUAGCUCCUGGGCAAGUGCGACCAAUUAAAGUCAUUCUAGAAUACAAAAAUGGAAAGCAAUAUAACUUGGAUGACGACAAUUGUUCUGAUGUGAAACUUUUAUUAAAAAUUAGCACCAAUAAAGGACAAGAUCAGAAGAUUACGAUAAAUCUUAGAUGCCGCAGAGUAAGCCAAUCAUUUUUGUUUACAUUUCUUGACCAUGAUGCUUCAGUUCAGCAUGGUGCAGCCAUUGUUCCCUUGGUGUCUUGCCCUUCCGGAGUCUGUCCUGCUCUGCUGACUCUGCAUGGUACAAGUAGGUGCAAAAAGAGAGUGUUUAAAUGUUUAAAUGCAAGAUCUAUUUUAUGCAGUCAAAUGCAAUUUGCCCUUCGUUUGGUGCAUUCUUGCAUGUGCUUUGAGCAUGAACUUGCAGUGUUGUGAGGAGUGGGAGCUCUUCAUCCAGGCAGUUUUCCCCAGCCCUUCUCUCCUUCUUUCCUCAGGAUCAAGAGGUCUAAGUAAAUACUCUGACUAUGAUAAUUUUAGGGUUGGGUCCAGGGAUUUUUGAAAGGUUGGGGAUUUUUCUUUACAUUCACCUUUCUCUUGUAGCCGUGCCUCCACAAAAUCAGGCUGACAGCUACAAACGCAUGGAGAAUGGGAAGUGGGUGUUUGGUGUUGACCAUCUGUGGCUUGUGGCACCCACCAGACAUGGGGCUCAUAACUGGGAGGGGCCUGGAGAGCUUACAGCUAUGAUGGCCCUUAGGAGCUUAGCCAAGCUUACAAAAGAUGCUCCAUGGAUUGGACCUCAAGCUGAUGCAAACCAAGUUGUGUUUGCAGGGCAUUCCAUGGGUGGACAUGGAGCAUGGUAGGACGUUUAACAAUUGUGAAAUACUUGUGGAGAUAAGGGAUAAAUUUUAGAUCUUAUCAAGGGGUUGUGGGAGGUACAAUGGCUGUUGUGUUACCAUGCUGGACUGUAAAAGUGAAAGGGUUAGUUUUGAGCUUUCAGUGGCUAGGGUCAUUGCAUGGUGCUCUUUAGUUUUUUUGUCCCUAGCGUCUCCUGCACCCUGGGGUACAACCAGAAUCAGAAAUUUUUCUCAGGUGAAUUUGACUAACUACUGGGUUUACCUGUUAUAGACAUCAAGCAGAUCAAUAUGGAACUAGUAACAAAGUACUCCAAGAAGCUGUGGUGAAGUCCUCAGUUUCUGCUCCCCAACACAAUCUGAUUAGUUUCCAACUUCCCAUCCACCACAUGCAAACAAACCACACUUAAAGGUUUACAUUUCCAUAUGAUUUUAUAUUCCCUUCACUGGAUUUAACAAGGUUUUUCUCUAAAAACUGACAAGCACAUGCUCUUCAAAAAUUACAAUAAACCCAUUCAUGUAAAAUUGUAUGAAACCUACUCCUAUUGUUUGGACAUCAUCUUUCACUGCCAAUCUCUGUCACUCUGGACUUACAUUCUACAUCUGCUUCUGGUCAGCAAUUAGUAAUAAUAUGAUCAAGACAAACAUAAACAACAAGAAUAGUAACAAUUUUACAAAGCUUUGUGUUAUUGGAACAAGGAGUAGUCCCAGACUACCCCUAGCUCCUCUAUGCUACAGGAAUGGAUAAACUGCAAGCUGUGGCUAUGAGCUAUAGACUUCAACAAGGUCACUGAGUUCCCUCUUCUCCACUUUUUUUUUCACAUCAGGCAGCUUGUUACCCACUAUCCAGACAAUGCCUUGGCCUUAGUUUCGGCAGCUGGUUGGAUCAAGAAAGAAGAUUAUGGAGACUCCAACUUGUUCUUCCGUCAUGACAUCAGCACAAGUCACACCUCUCCUUCAGUGAAGAGUAUACUAGAGGCUUGUACUGCAGAAAAUGAUGCUGAUAAGCAUGUAACAAAUUUACAUGUGAGUUUCCAGUUUUCAGCGUCUCUCAUUUGGGGUCUAACAUUAUUGCUCUUUUAAAUCAAUUAAAUAAUCUCAAACAAAAAUUUUAUGCCACAAAAUUACCAAUAAGAACCAUGUUGUGUUGCAUAUUAAAUGGUACCACAUGAAAGAACUGCCCAGUAGCCUAAUUGUUUGUUAAUGAGUGGUCACAUUUUUGGGUUUCAUCCAUAGACAUAAAUUUUAGAACCAUCUUGUACAGUAUAAAUAAACAGUACUACUUGGGAGUACUUUGUAUAAGUAACUUAUAAUUGAAUUGUUACAUGCACCCAGGGGUUUUAUCCACAGUUUCAAGGUUAGAUAGUAAUAAUAAUUAUAAUAAUUUACAUUUCUAAAGCGCUACAACUAUAAAAAUAUUCUAAAGAGCUUUACAAAAUAUUCCAUAAAAAUAUUAAAAUGAUCCACCUAGAUCCACCUUGUGCAGCAUAAUAAACAGUAACACAUAAAAAAAAUGUUCAGUAGCUUCAUUUAUAAUAAAUGGUCACACACUAGAGUUUUUAAUUCACAGACUUAACUGUUUAUGCCCUAACAUCAACUUAUGCAUAUUCCCCAGACUGUUCUCCAAACAUUUCCUAAGGUGCUGAAAGGGAGAAUUUGUUUCACAACCAAGAACCAUUUAUAUUGGUGAUUGAUCAUUUCCUUUAUUCUCAUGACCUUAAUGUGUGAUUCAGGGGUGAUAUUGUACAGAGAAAUUAGAUGCAAGCCACUUCAGACAGUAUAGUGAAGAGUAUUUCAUAGAACUACUACUACUGAGUCACUUCAACUUGUAGUUUUUUGGCAAGUACUGUAUGAUUCAGGAGUAAAGGAAGAUAACAUCCCAAUUUGAUUUCCAGGGAGUGCCAGUUAUGAUAAGGAUUGGAGCAGCUGAUAGGACAGUGCAUCCUUAUUUCACGCGUCGCAUGUUCCGUCUUUUGCGGGAACAGAGGACCAAUGUCACGUACUCUGAGAUAGCAGGCAAAGAACACUGGUGGUGGGAUACAUACAAGACAAAUGAUGGAGGCGUUGUGAAUGAUCCAGUCAUAAGAAAAUUUUCUGUUGACCAUGCAAAGAAUGCUGCCAUCAUCUCUCCUGUUGCAAGUUAGAAAUUUCAAUUUGAGGUUUUUUUUUUUCUUUUGACAAUAUCAAAGUAAUAAUAUUAAACAAAGCUAAAUGAAUGGAAAAUGUUUUGAACCAGUUUUUUGUCGAGUGAUUGUUUGCUUUAUUUAUUUAUCAAAUUAAUUUUUUAUUUGAUUGGGCUAUACUAUUGGGCUUGAGGUAGACUUCAAGUUAUUUUGAUGCACAUCAAAAAAAUACAAUUACUUUAUUAAAUUGUUCUACUUUUUUCAUUGAGGUCACUGUGAGAAAGAUGGAGAUUGCAGCUCAGGUGAUACAACAGAGAAAUACAAAUCCUUUUCUGCCCAAACAACAGAUCGAAACACUGCAGGAAAUGGGAAGUUUCAGCUUACUGUGUAUAACCCAGUUGCAAACACAGGUUAGAAGCUGAAGUAUAUCUUUUUAGAAGUAUUGCUUUCCAAGGCUAAAGAUUGAAAGUUUUCAGUCUUUUAAUUGUUGAUUAGAUUCAUGGUAAAUUCUCAUUACCCCCCUCUCUGAUGAGCCGUUUUCUCUAAUAAGCUCCUUGUGUAGAGGUUCAAGCUUCUAACAAUCCCCUCUUUGAUUACCCCACCCCCCUGUUUAUAGCUUCAAGUUUCUAAUAAGCCCCCUCUCUGAUGAUCAUCUUAUUGAAAAGCUACAAAUUGAUUUAAAAAGCUUCCUCUCUAACAACCUCCUUGGUCUGGAGCUACAAGUGUCUACUAAGCCCUCCCCCUUCUAAUAACCCCCUUAGUCUGGAACUUCAAGUUUCUACCAAGCCCCCUCCCCUCAUAUUAACCUGCCUUAGUCUGCGGCUGCAAGUUUCUACCAAGCCCCUCCUUCUAAUAACCCCCCUUAGUCUGGAGCUACAAGUUUCUACUAAGCCCUUGCCCCUCAUAAUAACCCCUUAGUCUAGGGCUUCAAGUUUCUACCAAGUCCUCCCCUCCUCCUUUUAAUAACCCCAUAGUCUGGGGUGUCAACUUUCUUCCAAACCUUCUUCUCUCAUAGCCUCUUUAGUAUUAAGAGCUACAUAUUUCUACCAAGUCUUCCCCUCUAAUAACCCCCCUUAGUAUAGAGCUACAAGUUUCUUCCAACACCUCUCCCUCCUCCCUCAUUUAAUAACACUCUUAGUCUGGGGCUUCAAGUUUUAAAAAAGCUCCCCCUUUCUAUCAAUGCCCAUAAUCUAGGACUUCAAGUUUCUAUCAAGCCCCCCUCUCUACUAACCCCCUUACUUUAGAGCUAUUAGUUUUUACACUGUUCUCCUUUUCCAAUGAUCCCUCCCCUCAGAUAAGCCCCUCCCUUACAUUAGUCCCCCUUGACAACACCCCUCUGGAAUCCUUUGAAGCCCCACAGGGGGAUUAUUAUUUCAUUUACCCUCACAAUUGAAAAAAUGACCUUGAACAAUGGUACAUGGUAUUAAAUAAUGGGAUUAUAUGCUUUUUGCUCAUCUUCCAGGUUUGAGAGGUGUGCGUGUUAUGCAACAGAUUAUUCCUUUCCGUAAAAGUUCAAUUGAAAUUUUCUUCAGUUCAAAUUUGGUUGUCCUGACCACUGUAAAUGUAGCAAGGAUCUGCCUUAAAGAGCCCUCCAUAUCUCCUGUGUCAUGGCAUAAAAGAUCAGUUGAGGUCGACGGAACUGUGGUCAGUGGUAUGAAAUAUCAAGGUAAGUUGAUUCAAUUGAUGCAUUUGGAUAAAUUGUUGGUCCUGUGUUUAGUGAGGUAGACUUUAAAAUCAAGAGGUCUGGGUUCUAGCUCAAGCCAGGUUAGGGUAUUUUGUUCUAUGUGGAGACACUUUGCCCUCUAAGUGCAUUAAAAGUUCUUGCAGUAUUGCAAAUCGUUCUUGUGCUCAGCCCUUUUUUUCGUCGUGAUUGAAGCCUUUAGAUUUAUAUGUGAAGAGCCACAAAUCUAGGCCCUUUCUUUUGGCCAAGCUUAGAAUCUUGUGCUUUGACUGUUUUCUUUUUUUCUUUCCUGUACUGCACAGCUGGCCAAGAAUGUGUUAUUUCUCUGUGCAAAUCUGAUGUUAACUCAUGGGAGUCCUGUCACGAUACAAUGUUUGAGUCCAAAAUUGUGAGAGGCCCAGCCAAUAUGGGUCCUGCCAGGAGGGUUGCCGAGGGACCUUUUCUUAUAGUUACAGGUGAGCACAUAUCAUAGCAAACCAUUUUCUAAAGUAGUAUUUUAAUGCAUAAUAUUGUAUACUUAUAAACAACUGUAGAAUACUUUGUUGUCGCUACUUAUUAUAGAAUUGAUUCCUGAUGCUGUGUGAUCAAUACUAAAUGUGUAAGCGGCACUGGCACCCACAAUGACCACGGGUUUAACAAAAAUAACGAAUUUUUAAAGGGAAGUUGUUUCAUAGCGUGACAAGCUUCUUUGACGAUCGCCUAUAGCCUAAUAUCCUACGUAAUUUUCUCUGGGUUCUCUGUAUUUUUUCAUCUGAUUAAACUAUGACAACUGUUCAAAGAAAUGGGUACCCUUUUUGCCUACCUUUCUAUGCUCAUGCAAAGGAGUUUCGACAUGAACGGCUAUGAAGGAGCCAUUCAAAAAAUGAAUACUCUUUUGCUAAUGCCAAGGAGUCUCAACAUGUAUAUGUUUGAACAUCAAAUUUACAACAACCACAGCAAAAGGACCAAAGAAGGUUAGCACCAGAGUCCAGAGAAAAUUGACCUCUUUACCGAGCACACGAAUCCCGGCGGAACAUGAAUCUUUGAAGUAAGCUUUGAAAUCUUCUUUGUCUUGGCGUGUGUCGAAGAUUUUCGUAUUGGUUUCUUGGUCACCAUAAUCACUGUCUUGCACCAGCUCUACAACCUCUUCCAGGCACCUCUUGAGAGCAGACAUCUUGUACAGUGGGAUGGCGUACAAGACCACGUUUUGGGUGAUGUCAAGAACAGCGGUGAUGACGAUCUCUGUUGUCUUUAUUCUGUACUGAUCGAUCACAAUCUUGGUAUGAGGAAUUAGUGAGGGGGACAAUCCAUUUCCUGUAUUCGGGAAGGAUUGAUUGCCCUGGUUAAUAAGCACGAAAACAUACGGGUAGGAGUGUUUGCCGGUCAAUCUGUGAGGAAUGGCUUUAAUGAUAUCUCCACUGAGGCCCAGGGUUUGUAGAUUGGUCGUUGUUGAGCUUGCGGCUAUGUAAUACGUUGUUUCGUUCUUGGUUAUAACAGUUUCGACUUUUUCCACGAUGGAGAAAAUCUCCAAGGAUGUCGCCAACAGGAGCAUUGUGAUGUACAGGGCCAAGAAUACUUCAAACGCUUUCUCUGUAUCUCUGAUGAGAUUUCUAAUCCUUUUAGCUUGAUUCCUAGCCAAUUCUUCUUUAGGAUAAUGGCGAGUUUCUAGCCUUUUUCUAAAAUUGUGUACUUCGCAGUUGAGAAAGAACAGCAGGCUCAGGAACGCGUAGAACACUGGUAGAGCGAAUGCACGUUGCACGAUGAAGAACACUCCAUCCAAAACAACUUGAGGAGGCGGAAAGGUCUCAUUUUUAAUUGAGAUAUUUCCAUGUUGGAUCUUUGGUUCCACGGGGAUGACUUCAGGAAUCAACAUCUGCGAAACGUGUAAUCCGAGUGGUAGGCUGAAAAGAAACAGAAAGGACGCAACGACAAACGGUAAGAUGGAACUGGACGAGGCUCUUUGUCUGACAUCUUCUUUGGUGAUGGUCAGCUUCUUCAGGAGUUCCUCAAAGUUUCCCAUAAGGAAAAAUAUCAGACCUGUGUGAUGAUUCACGAUCCAGCUAAAGCCAUAAGCCAUAUUCUUGAUGUCUGUUAGCGGACACAGCCAGUCGACCUCUUGCAAAGUUCGCAACCCCAUAAAACCCAUGGAGUACACGAAGAAAGCCCACAUAAAUACAACCACUAUGGCUUGCCACACAGCGUACAGGAAACGACAAACUUUAGUCGUCGAUGGUGUCCAAUUCAGUUUAGAUUCAAGAUAAAGGCGAACUGGCUCAAACCACUGCCCCGUAGAGACGAAAUACCAAACAACAAAAGGAUGCAGCAGCGUAUGAUUGUUAUUAUCCUUUGCGGCUUCUCUUGUUUGGGCUAUACUACGCGGAUCGAGGUUAAAAUUUGCAUCCUCAUCUUCCGCUUUAUACCCCUGGUUUUCUAUUCCAAGGAGUUCCUUCAUUAUAGCGUUCUUUUAGCUCUUUUCUAUCCGGCUGUAAAUACAAAUAUAUUGCUUUAUUAAGACAGUAGAAUUCUUUUGUUCCGCACAGUUUGUUUCAAGGGAAACCCCCCUUUUCCACUCGCGAGACGUAAUUGGUCGAGUAAUAAUGAUUCAUUUUCUUAGAAAGAGAAAGUCAGUGAACCGUAGAACGUCCCUUCAUAGAGACAAUGCGAAUUGACAUACAUGGUCAGUGGACGUCUCUGGAAAGUAAAGUCGGUUAAUAUCAAAAAUGAAAACUACGUUGCUAUUUUAGGAGUUUCUUAACCGUUCGCUAUCGUUGUUUAUUGCUCAUCUAUCGAAACUGAAUGAAUACAUGAGAGGGUUAGAUUGGUCGCUCUGCGAAAUUCACGAAAAUGUGAGCGUUGUGCACGGUCAACUUGAAUUUUGCUAAAAUGUUUCGUGAAUCAACAAUAACAAUCGCCAGUCAAGGAUUUGAGUAAUUGUUGUAUGUUCUCGUGACUUAUAAGUUUGAUAGAUGGGCGCUUGUAAGUCACAGGAUAGUCACGGGACAAGCUGGAUCAACUUCUCUUUGUGUUGAUCUUUCCGAGGUCAUGAACUGGCUGAACAUCAAAAUGAAAUGCAUUUUCAUGAAUUGUCAAGGUAAUUGCUGUAUUUUCUCGUGACUUAUAAGUUUGAUUGAUGGUAAGUCACAGGAUAGUCACGAGAGAAGCUGGAUCAACUUCUCUUUGUGUUGAUCUUUCCGAGGUCAUGAACUGGCUGGACAUCAAAAUGAAAUGCAUUUUCAUGAAUUAUCAAGGUAAUUGCUGUAUUUUCUCGUGACUUCUAAGUUUGAUUGAUGGUACGUCACAGGAUAGUCACGAGAGAAGCUGGAUCAACUUCUCUUUGUGUUGAUCUUUCCGAGGUCAUGAACUGGCUGAACAUCAAAAUGAAAUGCAUUUUCAUGAAUUGUCAAGGUAAUUGCUGUAUUUUCUCGUGACUUAUAAGUUUGAUUGAUGGGCGCGUGUGAGUCACAGGAAAGUCACGAGAGAAGCUGGAUCAACUUCUCUUCCGAGGUCAUAAGCUAGCUGAACAUCAAAAUAAAAUGCAUUUUCAUGAAUUGUGAAUCAAGUAGCAUACUUGCUAAAGGAAGUAAAGCACGAUAGAUACAUUCGUUACUGAUUUUUUCCAAUAUUUUAUCAUAUUCUGUUGCCCAAUUAGCAGAAUCGCACCUCAUCGGUCAAUAUUUGAGUAUCUUACAGUGAAAAAGACUAAGAUUAAUUCUCGGAAAUGUAAACUUGUCAAACUGUCAAACAAACAAAUAAACGGAAUUACACAAAAAAAGAUGACUGACAAACGAAAUUUCGAGAAAGGAGUCAAUUAAGAAAUGCUGACUGAUGCAUUUUCUUUCUUUCUGGCGUUGUGUGACAAGUUCAAGUAAACUGAUGGAAAAUUUGCAAGAUAUUGUGCAUUUUGCAUAACAUAGUUAGAUCUUGCUUGUCGGCCGUUUGUAAUCCGUGUGCUCCUUUCAACCGUUUUACCUCUAAGAAUGACUACAUGUAAUUUCUCCCAACAAUAUCACUCCUGUAUCAAACAUUAAGAUAACGAGAAUAAAGGAAAUGAUCACCAACUAAAGAAGCUCUUGAUUGUUAAAUAAAUUCUCCUUAUCAGCACCUUAGGAAAUGUAUAGAGAACAGUAUGGAGAAUAUACAUACUGAUGUCAGGGGGUAAAGGGUGAACACUGUGUAAUAUUUAUCAGAUAAUAUUAUCUCUACUCUUUUUAUGUUCUUUGUUUAUUUUUUAAUGUUAUUUAACCAUAGCAAACUUUUGUUGUAUUUAUUCAACACGAAUAUACUUAUACUAGUUUUACGACAUUAGAGCUAACGAAUGGAAAACUGAUUAGAAAGAACGACGAAACUUGUUAUUUAUUUUUUUUGUUAUCAUUGUUAUCAUUUGUUUAGUGUUGUUGUGGUUAUUAUUAUUAUUGUUGUUUUUGGUUUUUUUUGUACGAUUUUAAAGUACUUUACUAGCUAUACACUGCCCCAACCUUUACCAAAGGUACAGAGUCCGCACCCACCCUCCCAUUAAAACAAAAUUUAAUUGGUUAAAAUGAUUUGUUCAUGUAUGGUUUGUGAGUGCGAACUCGUUAGAGGCCCUGCCAAUAGGGGCCCAGCCGCACGGAUUGCUAAGGGACAUUUUUUCGAUAGUCACAGGUUAGAACACAAAAUGGCCAAUUAUUCCACAAAGCAGUAUUUUAUUAAGAAUAAUUUUAUUCGAUUUAAAACUUGAUCUAUUCUUUUAAAAGUUAAUUGUAAAGACAUUUUUUACACUUUUUGUAGUAUGUGAUAAACCUUUGGAAAACUUUUGAGAUGCAUUGCAUCCUGUAAAGAAUGAAAUCUCUAUUAGCGCACGCUACAAUUAUAGGAAAGCAGAUCGUUUUUUCACUAUAAAGUUUCCCUGUUAAUCUUUUGACUCCUAAGAGUGACUAGCAUCUAAUUUCUCCUUACAAUAUCACCCCUGAAUCACACAUUAAGGUCAUGAGAAUAAAAGAAAUGAUCCCCUAUUAAAGAAACUCUUAAUUGUUAAACAAAUUCUCUUUGUCAGCACCUUAGAAAAUGUAUAAAGAGCAGUAUAGAGAAUAUGCAUACUGAUGUUAGGGUUGUGAAAGGUCUUAACUCUGUGAACCACAUUGUUUUGGAGUGGAUUGAUCUUAAAUCACCUUAUGCACCUAUCGUCGAGAUUGAAAGUACAUACAUCAUUUGCAGUAUUUACAAUUUUUCCCAUGGGUUUGCAAAUAUUACGGUUUUUUGUACAAAACUUACGUGUUUUCUUUCUUUUAAUUUCAACUUAAUUUUGCAAAGAAACGUUGCUUAGCAACGGGAUCAGCUUUCGGUCCCAUUCUCCUUUGGGAUGUCACAUAACUCUCCCCAAAAACGGGUAUGAAAACGGAGAAGUGUUGCGUGAGAUCCCAACGAAUAGUUUUUUCUUUCUUAAUUGCCCUAAUGUAAUGUGACAAGCUUCCUUGACGAUCGCCCAUGGUCUUAUAUCCUGCAAAUUGUUGUAAGGGUUCACUAUUUUUCAACUGCUUUAACUAUGGCUGCUGUUCAAAGAAAUGGGUACCUCUUUUGCUUGUUUUUAUGCUAAUUCAGAGGUGUUUCAACAUGUAUAUGUUUGAACAUCAAGUUUGCAACAACCACAACAAAAGGACCAAUGAAGGUUAGCACCAGGGUCCACAGAAAACUGACCUCUUUACCGAGCACACGAAUUCCGGAGAUGCAUGUAUCCUUGAAGAAAUUUUUAAAAUCUUUUUUGUCUUGUCGCGUGUGGAAGAUUUUCAUGUUGGCGUCUUGGUGAUCAUAAUCACUGUCUUGCACCAUCUCCACAACCUCCUCUAGGCAUCUCUUGAGAGCAUGCAUCUGGUACAGUGGGAUGGCGUACAAGACCACGUUUUGGGUGAUGUCAAGAACAGCGGUGAGGAGGAUCUCUGAUGUCUUCAUCCUAUACUGAUCGAUCACUUGAAGUGACGAGGAGAGCGUUCUGCCUCCGAAACCCCCUGUUCCCGGUAAGGAUUGAUUGCCCUGGUUCACGAGCACGAAAACGUGCGGGAAGGAGUGUUUGCCGGUCAAUCUGUGAGGGAUGGCUGUGAUGGUAUUUGUAUCCAUCGUUUUCAGACUGCUCGUUGCAGCGCUUACAGGGAUAAAGUGCUCGACCGUAUUGUUCACGGUUAUGACAGUUUCCACUUUCUCCACGAUGGAGAAUAUUUCCAGGGCUGUCGUCAACAAGAGCAUAACGAUGUACAGGGUCAAGAAAACUUGAAACGCUUUCUCUGUAUCUCUGAUGAGAUUUCUCAUCCGUAUGGCACGUUUCCUAGCUUGGUGUUCGCGAAGAUAAUUGCGAUCUUUUAGCUCUUCUUUAAACUUAUUUACUUCGCAGUUUAGAAAGAACAACAGGCUCAGGAACGCGUAGAACACUGGUAAUGCGAAUACACGUUGCGCAACGAAGAACACUCCAUCCCAAGCAACUUGAAGAUGUGGAAAGGGCUUAUUUGUAACUGAGAUAGUUCCAUUUCUGAUCUUUGGUUCUACGGGGAUGACAUCAGGAAUCAACAUCUGCGUAACGUGUAGUCCGAGUGGCAGGACGAAAAGAAACAGAAAGGACGCCACAACAAACACGAGGAUGGGACUGGACAAGUAUCUUCGUCUGACAUCUUUUUUAGUAAUGGUCAACCUCUUUAGGAGAUUCUCGUAGUUUCCCAUCAGAAAGAAUAACAGACCUGUAUGAUGAUCCACGAUCCAACAUAACCCAUAAGCUAUAUUCUUGAUGUCUGUUAGCGGACACAGCCAGUCGACUUCUUUCAAAGUUCGCAACCCCAUAAAACCCAUGGAGUACACGAAGAAAGCCCAUAUGAAUAGAACCACUAUGGCUUGCCACGCAGCGUACAGGGAACGACAAAGUUUAGUCGCUGAUGGUGUCAAGUUCAGUUUAGAUUCAAGAAAAAGGCGUACUGGGUCAAACCACUGUCCUGUAAAGACGAAAUACCAAACUGCAAGAGGAUGCAGCAGCGUAUAAAUCCUACCAUCUUGUGGGGCUUCUGUUGUUUCAUGCGGAUUGGAUGUGAAAUUUCGCUUUCACUUUCCUCUUCAUCAGUCUGCGUUCCCUUUGGAAUGAGUCUUUCCGACAUUAUUAGCGUUUCUUUUAGCUCUUUUCUAUCCAGCUGUAAAUACAAAUACGUUGCGUUAUUUAGUAGAGUUCUUUUGUUCUGUAGUUUGUUUGAAGGGAAACCCCCUUUUCCACUCGCGAUACGCAAUUGGUCGAGUAAAAAUGAUUCAGUUUCCUAGAAAAAGAAAGUCAGUGAACCGUAGAGGGUUCCAUCAUAGAGACAAUGCGAAUUGACAUACAUGGUCAUUGGAUACCUCUGGAAAGUAAAGUCAGUAAAUAUCAAAAAUGAAAACUACGUUGCUAUUUUAGGAGUUUCUUAACCGUUCGCAAUCGUUGUUUAUUGCUCAUCUAUUACUAGUGUUUCUUUUCGCUGCCUUUAGCUUGAAAAUACAGAUCUGCUGUCUCAACGCUCUUUUGUUUACAACCGUUCUCUGAGGAGUAAUCCCCUUGUUUGACUCUCGAAAAGUGAUUGGUCGAUUUAAAAUGAGUCCUUGUUCACAGAAAUAUAGAGCCAAAAAACGCUUAAAUAUGUUAUCGCAAUUAAACUGCGUAUUGAAAGGUGAACAUUUAUGAUGACUGUUACUGCACCGUUACACUAAGGUUUGAAUUUUGCUCAAGAGUUGCGAGAGGCAACAAUAUUGCCAAAGUUUCUCCGAUAUGCGGGAUACAUUUUAUCAAAUUGUUUGAUUUGCUUAAGCUCGAUAGGAAUCUAUGGGCGAGCCAUGGGUUAGUCACGAGACAAGCUGGAUCAACUUCUCUUUGUGUUGAUCUCUAUGGGGUCAUGAACUGGCUGGAAUUCAAAAUGAAAUGCGUUUUCAUUUAAUUUGAAUCAAGGAGCAUAGUUGCUUAAAGGAAAGCAUGAUAGAUAAUCUACAAAUGCUGUUUCCCAGCAAUGCUACGUCACAAUAUGGGACAGGAUUUGAAUAUCUAAUACUGGAGAAAACAGUUGAUUCUAAGGAAUGUAACCUUGAGAGAUUGUCAUACAACAGAGGAAAAAGUAAAGAAGAAUGACAAACGAAAUUCCUGGAAGUGGAGAUUGUUGAAAUUUAACGAGUUUUAUCUCUCUCUGUGAAAAGUUAUUUUGAUCUGUCUGGCGUCAUGUAACAAUUUCUAGGAAAUAUUUGCGGUUCAGGUUUUCUUAUCUGACGACGUGACCUUAUUUGGUCGUGUGAGACGUUUCAAGUGUAUCUGGUUGCUCUUUCAAUCGUUGAACACCUCCUAAUAUUUUCGCAGCUCGGUACUGAAAUAUCCGCCUCUAUUCGGCUCCACGCACUUCGAUGAACAGUUUUAGUAAAUAACAAACAGACGUCGAAAAAAAAUAGUUUAUUUCUGUAGAUAUGCCAAAAAUGGUCCGAAAUUAAAUUUUUGACGCGUCAUUUUUUCUCUUCGGCUGCUUGGAGGCGAAUUAUUAUUGCUAAUCGCUCCCGAUCCAGUCAACGCGUGUGAAAAGCAUCAUUCACCUGUGUGAUGUAAAAUAACCUCUGACAUUUACAAUGUAUCAUGGUUGCUCCUUUUAUGUUUGUUCUUUCUACUGUGAUGUUAUUGUACCAUAGAAAACUGUUAUUUUACCUUUUUUGGUAGAAAGUACCAGCAGUUGUUUCUGACGCUAUAAACACAGUGAACAGAGUCAGCUGGCACUCAAGAGAACUGUUGAAAGCGCACUUGCUAUUUUUCAGUUAGUUUAUCGUUUUUAUGUUGUUGUUGUCGUCGUUGUUUUUGGAAAGUUCUGUACUAACUAUACAAUGCUCUCCUCUUUAACAAAGAUACAAUGUCCUUACCUUCCCACUCACGGAAACAACGCUUUAGUUGCUUAACCAAAUUCCUAAAAUAUACCUACAUGUUUUUACUGCGCACAGAUAGAACAAAAUAUACAGCUCUUGGUUUUUAACCGAGGAAUAAAGCUAUGCUUUACUUGAAGUGCCAUAAUCCGUCAAAAUUCACUAAUGAUUCGUCGUACGCUGCACUAACAUAUUUAGUCAGUGCCUUUAAUUUUUCGCUUCCUCUUAUGCAGGUACCUCAUCUCAAGCGAAUCACAUUACCACAACCUUGAGGCAGUUUGCAGUGUAUAUAGCGAACCUCUUCUUUUUAACGUCUGACGCCUGGGUGCCAGUCGUUUCUGAUACUGACUUAAACGAGGAAACCGCUGAACAGUAUAACUUGAUACUCGUUGGAAGUCCUCAAGAAAAUUCUUGGAUUAAACAAUUUCACGAGAAAGUUCCCUUGAAGCACGAGAGUAACACUCUGGUUUUGGGUAAGUAUUACAAGAAAUUUCUUGACAAAUUGAAUGCAGAGCCGUACAUCAUCUUAGACGUGUUAUUAAUCAAGCAGCCCACAAUACCUGAGCAACAACGGACAAAGCCACUUCCAUUGAAUGGGAUGCUAGUGCAACGAAGGGUUACCCUCCUUUUCCCCCCCCCCCCUCCCAGCUCGUCGUAUCCAUUUAUGCUCCUGGGUGGAGGGGGUAAAAUGACUUUCCCCAAGAUGUCGAACCCAGACCCCUCAAUCCAGAUUCGAACCCGAUUAUCACUUGGUCACCGUGUCCCCUACAUAUUCCUUCCUCUACGUGAUAUGCACUUCAAAGCUUCGAGAAAGAAGGAAUACAACCUCAAAAGGAAGAUACUUGACGCUUUUUUUAAAACAUCUUUUGCCCGACAGGUCGUUGUACAUUCUCCUCUCCCCAGACCGGCGCGGUUUUCCUGGCACCACACGCUGGCUCUCGCCUGGCAUUAAUUAUUACUGGAAACUCCAUUGAUGGCAUUCGAGACGCCGUGAGCCUGGCCACGCCCACGAUUCCACCGAUGACAAGAUCGCCGUUUUCAAAUAUGGUUCCUGAUUACGUUAUAACCGGUCCGAUGUUCCGUUCUCAUGGGCCCGGUGGCUACCUUUGCACUGGAUUUUGGAACAACCACUGGGGUUUUGGAAGAGAGAUAUCGUCAUGUGUUUGUUGAUCUGUGAGAGAGGCCGAUAAGAUGUACGUGUGUCACGCCUUCUUCAAAAUAGUUGGUCACUCUUGUGUCACGCAAUCUCCUGAUCUUAAGUGAGGCCUAUUAAGGAAUGUGCGAUUACAGUGGGUGAUUAAAUAUAUAAACAAAUAGAAUUCUGUACUAAGGGUUAGUGAAUCUUCGUCUAGGAAAGAAUUGAGUAUUGACUGUUGUGCUUUGAAGAACUUAGCGAAAAUACUUUGAUGCAUAGAUGAGAACCAAGCAACAUAUUCAACCCAUGCAUGACACAAGCUCCCGUUUUAAAACGAAGCUGGAGCCUCUGAUAUGAACACUGGUUUUUAUUAUCAAGGCAAAAAAGCAAUAUUGAUAUUGGUGCUAUAUAAGUAUUAUUAUAAAAAAGUCAUUUUCGCAAGUAAUUUGUUGGCACUUGGCCUCAUUUCUAAAGUGAGGCAGUUUAAAUUUAGGAUCGAGGCCAUGGCGGACGAAAGCAAGCGUUCAACCUCAUUUCGAAAGUGAGGCAGUUUGAAUUCAGGACCGAGGCCAUUGCGGACGGAAGCAAGCGUUCAACCAUUUUGUAAUCACAAAUGCAAAAUAAAAAAAAAUGCGCUUUGCAUUUUGUAAUUGAGAG
Pocillopora meandrina is the source of this 17600-nucleotide messenger RNA. Lineage: Eukaryota; Metazoa; Cnidaria; Anthozoa; Scleractinia; Pocilloporidae. The record is from the annotation of a GenBank genome assembly.